This is a messenger RNA of Oncorhynchus kisutch (coho salmon), 6372 nucleotides long. Its product is annotated as zinc finger protein 513. Lineage: Eukaryota; Metazoa; Chordata; Actinopteri; Salmoniformes; Salmonidae. Gene Ontology annotation, biological process: positive regulation of transcription by RNA polymerase II. Gene Ontology annotation, cellular component: nucleus. The record is from RefSeq and is a predicted model, not a curated record. The transcript is spliced from 5 exons. The coding region runs from base 209 to 2161 and encodes 650 amino acids.
AGCGAAUGUAUACAAUGGAAAUAAAAAAAACAAUUAAGUUAUGAAAAACAAUAUUAAUUGCCUUUCUUUGUCGCCGCUGCAGAUAAAGAAAUGGCGGAUAUAUAGACACGAACCACUGGAGAAGCGGUUUCAUGGAUAAAAACAGAAUGAGCUGAUAGUUCCAGUGGUCUUUCAGAAGAGGUGGCAGAAGAGAGAGGCUGACCGGAAGAUGCCAAGAAGAAAACAACAGAAUCCUCAACCUGUCAAGUUGGAUUCUGAAGAUGGUGUAUUAACCAUUGUAGCUCCAGGAAGCCUGACCUUGAAGGCAGAUUUCCUUCUGGGACACGACCUUGAGUUUGGUGACCCCGGCCAUGACAAGAUCCUAGGCUUGGACGACAAGUACUCAGACUCUGUAGCGGCUGAGAUCGGCUUCUCUGUGUACCCUCUGGGGGAUGAGGAAGAGAGUUGUGCCUUCAGCCGUCUCAGUAUGGAGAGUGACGCAGAUGAGCCCCGCACCGCCACCGAGAGCUGCAGGGACCAGGAGGAUGGUCCAACCUCCCAGCCCGACCUCGAGCCCCCCUUCCCCCCCUACCUGUCCUGCCGGGGCUGUGGUCUGGAUCUGGUGGGACCGUACUGCCACCGCUGCUGCAAGGGAGGAGGAGGGGGUGGGGAAUUCAGCGGCGCGUUCGGUGGCUUUCGCUCCGGUUCGCGGUCACAAGCGGACGAUAGCGAGGAAGGAGGGGAUGUAACGGACGACAACUCCAUAAUGGGUGACGACGGUCCCAACUCCAAGCUCCACUCCUGCCAGUUGUGUGGGUUCUCCUCACGCUAUGCCAAUCACGUCAAGAGGCACAUGAAGACUCACAACGGGGAGAAGCCGUACCACUGUCCCCUGUGUACCUACGCCUCGGCCCAGCUGGUCAACCUGCAGAGACACCUGAGGAUUCACACUGGGGAGAAACCAUACAGGUGUGACUGCUGCUCCUUCGCCUGCAGUUCCCUAGGCAACCUGAAGAGGCAUCAGAGGAUGCAUGUGGCUGGACAGCCGGGACAGGGGGCGGGACAGGAAGCAGUGAGACCUGCCUGCGGAUCUCCUAUUGAUCCCUCUACUGUUGGUCCUCUUGCUAGUGGCCCUCCUGCUGUUGGUCCUCCUGCUAGUGGCCCUCCUGCUGUUGGUCCUCCUGCUAGUGGCCCUCCUGCUGUUGGUCCUCCUGCUAGUGGGCAUGGUCUUAAGAGGAAGGAGGAGCCCAGUGCUUCAGCUGAAGAAGUGGUGAGGUCUGAUCUAAACCUCCACAACAGAGACUACCUGCCACGCUACAGCAGACUAAGGUUACAACCACCACUGGAGCAACAGCCCCCAAGACUUCUUGAGGGGCCUGGACUUGGGGCUAGGACUUUAGGAAGGUGUUUGACUGGGUCUAGGUCUGGAGUCAGACCUGCGGUGAAGUCAGAGGAGACACACAGAGACUCUCUCCUUCCUCUGUUCUUCCCCUAUACCUGUCGUCUCUGUGGUACCCCCCUGGAGGACGAGGACGGUUCCACUGCACAGAUCUGUGCCAAAUGCACCCUGGACAUGCUGACCAAGGAGUCAUCUGGCCCCAACAGCCCCGGAGAGCGCGGGGACAAGGUCUACACCUGCAGUGCCUGUCCCUUCCUCACCCACUACCCCAACCACCUGGCGCGACACAUGAAGACGCACAGCGGAGAGAAGCCGUACAAGUGCCCUCAGUGCGACUACGCCUCCGCCCACUUCGACAACCUGAAACGCCAUCACCGCGUGCACACGGGCGAGAAGCCGUACAAGUGCCACCUGUGUGACUACGCCUGUGGGAACCUGGCUAACUUAAAACGUCACCAGCGGGUCCACUCGGGUGCCAAGCCGUUCCAGUGCGCCGUGUGUAGCUACAGCUGUAACCAGAGUAUGAAUCUGAAGAGACACAUGCUGAGACACACGGGAGAGAAGCCUUAUAAGUGCCAGCAGUGUGGCUACACCACGGGACACUGGGACAACUACAAACGACACCAGAAGAAACAUGGCCUCGCCACCGACGGAUGGGUCAAAGUUCAGAUGUCCGGCGGGGGUGAGGAAGAGGGGGGUGAGGAAGAGGAUGAGGAAGAAAGGGUGGCGGGACAGCCGCAGAGGAAAGAGGAAGAGGCGGUGAUGCAGUAUAUGUCCAGAUAGGAGAGGAACAGAGCUGUACCACAGAACAUGGGAAAUGACAGCUUAAACUACCAGCAAAAUCCUAGAUUUUCUGUUGUUGUUGUUUUUGUCAAUGAUUUCUCUGCAGCUGCUAUGUAGAAUCAUGCACAAUUCUAGAAUCAUGCACAAUUCUAGAAUCAUGCACAAUUCUAGAAUCAUGCACAAUUCUAGAAUCAUGCACAAUUCUAGAAUCAUGCACAAUUCUAGAAUCAUGCACAAUUCUAGAACAUGGUGAUUAUUAGUGGAAAUGUUUGAUGCCUUUUGGACAGAAAGUAAAGGAGGGUGAAGGAAGGUUGCUGCUGUGUUGCCAGAUGAAUGGACUGGGAUGAGGGUUCUACUUUAACGUCUGCAACUAAAUGCUGCCUGCAUUGUCCACCAUAUGCUGUUCUCUCCCCCCCCCCCCCCCCAACACAUACCAACAGUGCCGUAUAUAUCCUAACUUCAUUUACAUUAUGCCUUACAACCCACAUUUCAGUUGUCCUAUUGACUAGGUAUGCAUCUCCUCUAACCAGUCUGCUAUUCCAUCUCCUCUAACCAGUCUGCUAUUCCAUCUCCUCUAACCAGUCUGCUAUUCCAUCUCCUCUAUACUCUCCACCUACCAGUCUGCUAUUCCAUCUCCUCUAGUCUCCACUUACCAGUCUGCUAUUCCAUCUCCUCUAACCAGUCUGCUAUUCCAUCUCCUCUAUACUCUCCACCUACCAGUCUGCUAUUCCAUCUCCUCUAUAGUCUCCACUUACCAGUCUGCUAUUCCAUCUCCUCUAACCAGUCUGCUAUUCCAUCUCCUCUAUACUCUCCACUUACCAGUCUGCUAUUCCAUCUCCUCUAACCAGUCUGCUAUUCCAUCUCCUCUACUCUCCACCUACCAGUCUGCUAUUCCAUCUCCUCUAACCAGUCUGCUAUUCCAUCUCCUCUAUACUCUCCACCUACCAGUCUGCUAUUCCAUCUCCUCUAUAGUCUCCACUUACCAGUCUGCUAUUCCAUCUCCUCUAACCAGUCUGCUAUUCCAUCUCCUCUAUAGUCGCCACUUACCAGUCUGCUAUUCCAUCUCCUCUAUAGUCUCCACCUACCAGUCUGCUAUUCCAUCUCCUCUAACCAGUCUGCUAUUCCAUCUCCUCUAUACUCUCCACCUACCAGUCUGCUAUUCCAUCUCCUCUAACCAGUCUGCUAUUCCAUCUCCUCUAUACUCUCCUCCUACCAGUCUGCUAUUCCAUCUCCUCUAUACUCUCCACUUACCAGUCUGCUAUUCCAUCUCCUCUAACCAGUCUGCUAUUCCAUCUCCUCUAUACUCUCCACCUACCAGUCUGCUAUUCCAUCUCCUCUAUAGUCUCCACUUACCAGUCUACUAUUCCAUCUCCUCUAACCAGUCUGCUAUUCCAUCUCCUCUAUACUCUCCACUUACCAGUCUGCUAUUCCAUCUCCUCUAUACUCUCCACUUACCAGUCUGCUAUUCCAUCUCCUCUAUAGUCUCCUCUUACCAGUCUGCUAUUCCAUCUCCUCUAUACUCUCCUCCUACCAGUCUGCUAUUCCAUCUCCUCUUACCAGUCUGCUAUUCCAUCUCCUCUUACCAGUCUGCUAUUCCAUCUCCUCCUACCAGUCUGCUAUUCCAUCUCCUCCUACCAGUCUGCUAUUCCAUCUCCUCUAUAGUCUCCUCUUACCAGUCUGCUAUUCCAUCUCCUCUAACCAGUCUGCUAUUCCAUCUCCUCUAUACUCUCCACCUACCAGUCUGCUAUUCCAUCUCCUCUAACCAGUCUGCUAUUCCAUCUCCUCUAUACUCUCCACCUACCAGUCUGCUAUUCCAUCUCCUCUAUACUCUCCACCUACCAGUCUGCUAUUCCAUCUCCUCUAACCAGUCUGCUAUUCCAUCUCCUCUAUACUCUCCACUUCAUCAUCCAUAGCUUCUAUCUUCCUCAACCCCCCCUCUCCCCCAUAAUCCUCCUCAACCCCCCCGUCUCUCUCCAUAAUAACCCUCAACCCCACCCCCCUCUCCAUAAUAACCCUCAACCCCCCCCCCCUCCUCACUGUCUCUCUCCCCAUGACAACCCACCCCCCUCCUCGCUCUCUCUCUCUCUCUCUCCCCCCAUGACAACCCUCAACCCAACCUCUCCCCCACCUGUUACUUCUGUAAGAAUAAGGAGUCAUGUCUGCUCUAUUCAUGGUAUUUCUAUCUGGCUACUGAACCUGGUGUGAUCUCUAACGGUGUGUGGAUUUAGCCUGGUCCCAGAUCUGUUUGUGCUUUUCUUCAUAACCAACUAGGACGGUCAAUGACCAUAGGAGUUGACAAGACAGCCCUAACAGAUCUGGGACCAGGCUAGGUAAUGACAAGACAGCCCUAACAGAUCUGGGACCAGGCUAGGUAAUGACAAGACAGCCCUAACAGAUCUGGGACCAGGCUAGGUAAUGACAAGACAGCCCUAACAGAUCGGGGACCAGGCUAGAUAAUGACAAGACAGCCCUAACAGAUCUGGGACCAGGCUAGGUAAUGACAAGACAGCCCGAACAGAUCUGGGACCAGGCUAGGUAAUGACAAGACAGCCCUAACAGAUCUGGGACCAGGCUAGGUAAUGACAAGACAGCCCGGGGACCAGGCUAGGUAAUGACAAGACAGCCCGGGGACCAGGCUAGGUAAUGACAAGACAGCCCGAACAGAUCUGGGACCAGGCUACGUAAUGACAAGACAGCCCUAACAGAUUUGGGACCAGGCUAGGUAAUGACAAGACAGCCCUAACAGAUCUGGGACCAGGCUAGGUAAUGACAAGACAGCCCUAACAGAUCUGGGACCAGGCUAGGUAAUGACAAGACAGCCCUAACAGAUCUGGGACCAGGCUAGGUAAUGACAAGACAGCCCUAACAGAUCGGGGACCAGGCUAGAUAAUGACAAGACAGCCCUAACAGAUCUGGGACCAGGCUAGUGUUGCUUUGGAAACGCUGUGAUCAUAUUAACUGUGAAGUUAGCCCAUUGUUACGUCCUUAUGUCUGUUUUUACUUGAAGCAAGGAUACAUCCCAAAUGGCACCCUAUUCCCUAUGGGCCUAGUUUAAACAGUGCAUUAUAAAGGGAAUGGCUCCCUAUGGGCCUUGUUUAAACAGUGCACUAUAAAGGGAAUGGCUCCCUAUGGGCCCUGUUUAAACAGUGCAUUAUAAAGGGAAUGGCUCCCUAUGGGCCCUGUUUAAACAGUGCACUAUAAAGGGAAUGGCUCCCUAUGGGCCCUGUUUAAACAGUGCACUAUAAAGGGAAUGGCUCCCUAUGGGCCCUGUUUAAACAGUGCACUAUAAAGGGAAUGGCUCCCUAUGGGCCCUGUUUAAACAGUGCACUAUAAAGGGAAGCGGGUGCCAUUUGAGAUGGAACCCAAGACGACGUGUAAAGUUGAAGCAUGAUCUGAUUAGUGUGAACUAAGUAUAUAGCUUUUUGUGAUUGUAUUUCCUCAUUAGAAGUGCUUUUAAAAAAUAUAUAAACUUUGUUUUUUUCCAUCUCGAAGAAUGUGAUGUUUUCAGUGGUAUUAAGUUUGUUAUAAAUGGGACAAAUAUACAAGAACUUUACAAAUCUUAUCAAGUGAAUUACUAUAUGCAGUAAAAAAGAAAGUCGUUUUAAAAGAAAUGAUGGAACAGAGUUUGAAGCACCUUGUCCAGUGUAGGGAAAUGUUCUGUGUGUGUAGAAGACGGGUGUAUUCAUUCCACUGAUUCUGUUGCAAAAUGUUUCGACCUACCUGAAUUUGUCCAAUAGAAACUGUUUGUUUUUUCCCCGUCCAUUUCAAUUCAGGCAGUAAAAUGAAAUAACAAAUGUUCCUUCAUUAUACCAACCAGGAUAAUUGAAAUGUCAAAAUCCCAAACAUGGCAGAAUUACAGCCAGGUCUUUUUGUGUUGCGAUUUAAAAAAGGAAAGAUUCACUCAUUUUUUGGAAUGUCAUUGUUCUUGUGCAUCUCUGAACGAUGUUCGUAUCGGAGUUAUUGAACCGGGAGAAAUAGGGCUGGUAUGACAAGUCGAGUCAGAACAUCGCUCAGAUGCAAAAAAAAAAAAAAAAAGUCAAAAUGGGUGAAUCUUUCCUUUAAGUUGGUUUUAUAAUGGGACAAACAUACAAGGACAGUGAAUUAUUACUACCUACAUUAGUCCCCUGAGUGUAACUAUUGUUCUUAUGCAGUGGUUUCAGAAUUGCCUUAAGUCUUUUGAAAUAAACAUGGACUUUGUUCACUCAGUGUGA